Messenger RNA from Talaromyces stipitatus ATCC 10500, 516 nucleotides. RefSeq lists its product as uncharacterized. The record is from RefSeq and is a predicted model, not a curated record. The coding region runs from base 1 to 516 and encodes 171 amino acids. Lineage: Eukaryota; Fungi; Ascomycota; Eurotiomycetes; Eurotiales; Trichocomaceae. The transcript has 2 exons.
AUGUCUUCACUUCAACCCCUAUCAUCCCUCACAAUCUCCUCCUUCCUCCCACCCCUCCCACUCCUCGGGCUCAUCACCUCCACCAAUGCCCUCGUCUAUGCCUACAGCGAACACAUAUUCCUUAACCCUCUCUCGGACCCUAACGUCGUCCCCGCAGCAACAAUCCGACACGUAUGGCACAAAUGCUUCCCCUCGGGAUUCGCGCUCGUAGCCUCUUCACGGAUCGGGAGUAUUUUGAGUGGUGUGGCGGGUUAUAGGGCUUCGGAGACGGGGUCGACUGCAGAGACGCUUUAUGCAGCUGCUAUUGCGUUUACAGUGGUUCAUUUUGUAUUUUUGCCUUGGACGAGGGUUCAUCUGAUGCCAAUCUUGGAUAAGAAUCCUACCAAGGAAUCCGAUGAGAAGAUUCAUGAGCGUAAUAAGAAUUUUGUCCAACUUGAUGCAAUUCGCACUUUUGCUAGUGAGAUUCCUGCAUUUUUGUGUUUCUUGGGUGCGACUUUGUCGUAUUUGCGGCUGUGA